AUGGAAGAUGCUGAAGGUGCACAGCUUGGGACUGUAAUUUCUCUUCCUCUUUCCGGACUAAUUUGUUUCUAUAUGAAUUGGACUUAUGUCUUUUACUUUUUUGGUAUAAUUGGAAUCAUUUGGUUUAUUUUCUGGAUCUCCUUGGUUAGUGAAACACCAGUCACUCAUAAGACAAUCUCCCAGCAUGAGAAAGAAUACAUUCUUUCAUCAUUAAAAAAUCAGCUUUCUUCGCAGAAGUCAGUACCAUGGACACCCAUGCUAAAGUCACUGCCUCUUUGGGCUAUUGUAAUUGCCCAUUUUUCUUCCAACUGGACUUUUUAUACUUUAUUGACAUUGUUACCUACUUACAUGCAGGAUAUCUUGAGGUUCAAUAUUCAAGAGAAUGGGUUCUUAUCUGCAGUGCCUUACUUUGGAAGUUGGUUGUGUAUAAUCCUGUCUGGUCAACUUGCCGACAAUUUAAGGGCAAAAUGGAAUUUUUCAACUAUCUGUGUUCGAAGAACUUUUACCCUUAUAGGAAUGAUUGGUCCCGCAGUAUUCCUGAUAGCUGCUGGAUAUAUUGGCUGUAAUUAUUCGUUGGCUGUAGCAUUUUUAAGCAUAUCAACAACUCUGGCAGGCUUUUCCUCUUCUGGAUUUAGCAUCAACCAUCUGGAUAUUGCUCCUUCGUAUGCCGGUAUCCUCCUGGGCAUCACAAAUACAUUUGCUACCAUCCCAGGCAUGAUUGGACCCAUCAUUGCUAAAAGUCUGACUCCUGAAAACACUAUCAGAGAGUGGGAAACGGUUUUCUGCAUUGCUGCUGCUAUUAACGUAUUUGGUGCCAUUUUCUUUGCACUGUUUGCCAAAGGAGAAGUACAAAACUGGGCUCUCAGUGAUCACUAUGGACACCGGAACUGAAGGAACUAAGACAUACCCUGCCUCUAUUUGUGUAUUUCUGUUUAUCAUGUAACCUGAAAGUGCCUUUGCUAAUUUAACAGAUAAUCAGUCUACAGAUGUGAAAAACUGAAUUUGUAUUACAUUAAGGCUUGUAAUCAUGAAAUGCCACUAGUUGCUAAACUAGUAAAAUUAAGUUAUAAUUAAUUAGUGAAACAUGUAUCCUGGA
Suncus etruscus (white-toothed pygmy shrew) is the source of this 1096-nucleotide messenger RNA. RefSeq names its product solute carrier family 17 member 5 (gene SLC17A5). Gene Ontology annotation, molecular function: transmembrane transporter activity. The record is from RefSeq and is a predicted model, not a curated record. Gene Ontology annotation, biological process: transmembrane transport; monoatomic anion transport. Bases 1 to 891 code for a protein of 296 amino acids. The transcript is spliced from 8 exons. Lineage: Eukaryota; Metazoa; Chordata; Mammalia; Eulipotyphla; Soricidae.